This is a messenger RNA of Hemibagrus wyckioides, 2302 nucleotides long. RefSeq names its product glutaminyl-peptide cyclotransferase-like a (gene qpctla). The transcript has 7 exons. The coding region runs from base 484 to 1683 and encodes 399 amino acids. Gene Ontology annotation, molecular function: zinc ion binding; glutaminyl-peptide cyclotransferase activity. The record is from RefSeq and is a predicted model, not a curated record. NCBI's taxonomy places the organism in Eukaryota, Metazoa, Chordata, Actinopteri, Siluriformes, Bagridae.
UCACACAGCAUAGAAACCCGGAAGUGCAGAAAUGCCCAGCAGGCUGUCAGUCAGUUAGUGGAUAUUUAGUCCCCACCUUUCCCUGUAGCAUGGGGAAUGGAACUAGUGUUUUAUUACAAAUACAUGAAAAAAAAAUAGUUUUAUCCGCGUUUUAGCAACGCAACAAGCCGUGCCCCUAAAGCUGGAGUGAGUGUGCAUCCUUAUCUCCUAUCAGUGGGAAACUGCAGCUGGGUCAGAAACAGCCCGAGUUCCGGUCAGAGUUCACAUGUGUGUGCUGUUUAAAUUCUUCUGCUGUUUUUCCUCUUCGUCUCUGAUGUCAUGUGCGGUUGAACAUGGCCGUUAUGGAGGCGUUCAUUGGAGCAGGUUAGUGUGGAGCAUUGUAAUGCCACGUCUACUUCAGUGUGACUGUAGUGUUCGCUGCAGUCGGGUACAAUAACAAUCAUCAUAAUCAGACACGCAAAGUUAUUUUUGUUGACGGGAACAAUGGCAAAGAGUGGACGGAGGAGCCGAUCUGCACAGGUGAAUGGAGGUGGUGGUGUGUCCGGUUGUCCGCCGACGGAAGCGUUUCGUGCUCGCCCUGUCCGCCUAUGGCUGUGGCGCGCGCUGCCGGUGAUCCUCAUCCUCCUGAUGCUGAUGUUCAUCCUCGGCUCUUACUUGUGCAGCUACCCGGGCAUCACUGACAGUCCAAAGUACAGCGCCGAUCUGCUUAAAGAUAAGUUCUCCCACAAACCCAGGAAGUUAUCUCUGACCCAGGUGCGCCACCUUGCUGCUCAGGUGGACAGCACUCGGCUUUGGGAGACCCACCUGCGGCCCAUACUGAUUGAGAGGGUUCCAGGUACGGCAGGGAGCAAAGCCGUACUCCAGCACAUCGUCUCCCAGCUGCGCUCCCUCUCUGCAGGCUGGACUGUAGAAGAAGACUCAUUCCAGUCAUCUACUCCCAAAGGACCCGUGACCUUCAGUAAUGUCCUGGCUGUGCUCGACCCCUCUGCCCCCCGCAGGCUCCUUCUUGCCUGCCACCAUGAUUCCAAAAUCUUACCUCGAGACCCUAAAGACCCACAGCGAGUGUUUAUCGGGGCCAGUGAUUCAGCCGUACCCUGUGCCAUGCUGCUGGAGCUGGCAUCAGCGCUGGACACGCAGCUGAGAUCUCUGAAACAGCAGAGGUCUGCGUUGACGCUGCAGCUCGUGUUUUUCGACGGAGAGGAAGCGUUUGAGGAAUGGACAGAUACAGACUCUCUGUACGGCUCACGUCAUCUGGCUGAACUCAUGGCUCACACGGCUCAUCCUUCAGGCUCCACACACACCACGCAGCUGCAGGCAGUGGAUCUGUUCGUGCUGCUGGACUUACUCGGAGCUGCAGAGCCUCUGAUUGUCAAUCAUUUCGAUAACACAGCUCACUGGUUUGAUCGUCUUAUAGCUGCAGAGAGGAGGCUGCACCGCCAGGGCUUACUGUCCUCACAUGGUUCAGAACAAAACUACUUCAGGAAGGACAUAUAUCUGGGACCAGUGCAGGAUGACCAUGUUCCGUUUUUGCUCAGAGGUGUACCGGUGCUGCACUUGAUCUCUACACCAUUCCCUCCGUUCUGGCACACGCUCGAGGACACUGAGGAGAACAUGCACCGGCCCACGGUCGAGAACCUCACCAAGAUCCUAGCCAUCUUCCUGGCUGAAUACCUGCACCUCUGAGCUGACUCAGACUCUGCUCCUGAACACACACGUGUAUGGAGUGACUCUCUGUAUGUUACAGACUACGGACAAUAGCGAUGAUGUAUUACCUCUUGGUUACAUACAGGCACAGCAUCUGCUGUGGAAAAGUGGUAUGAUUUAUUUUUUAUUAUUUUAUCUGCUGAAACAAGAGCCAUAAACACACAUGCUUUGGCAGCUGAUCGGGUCAUGCUAAAAUGAAGACGCAGACUGUGGUGAGCCUGUUCAUUUGACUUACUGCGUAAGUUUGAGCCAUUAUUUGCUAACCUGUCGCUUAGGCAGUGCUGGUUAGAUUUGAAUGAAUCUUAAUAAUAAAUGUUGUUAUUAAGAUAUCAGCAGGACCUGUGAGAUUGAGAGCGACCUCAUAUUUCAUUUCCGGUGAAACGGGAAUAUGUGGAGCCGUACCAAAAUCUACUUACUGAUAGACCAUGUGCUGUUUGCCCGUGCCUAAUCUGGAACUGUUAUGCAUGUUUCCACUUAAAUGAGUUCAACUGGAAUUGAGAACACAAACUGAAUGUGAGCUAGAUUGCUAAAGCUAAUAAACCUUUAUUUGAGCAGCUAUAUAUUUCAUAUAAAUAGCAAUAAAAUAUCUACUGUGUAA